UGCACUUUGCCCCAGUUACACACACUCGACUCCUCAUAACUAGUAGUUCCCCACACCGGGAUCACACGGUCUCACAACCUGACUGACAACAUGUCUCGGGCAGCGGAAAGACUCAGACUGCUGAUCAAUCAUCUCGAUCGACCCUCUUCUAAUAUCGCAGCUGCUCCGACCUCUGCUCAGACCUCCACCUCCACCUCCACCCACCCACACACACUGAGAUACACCUUUGAUAACGGCCUGCUGACCCCAGAACAGCGCCUCUUCUACGAGGAAAAUGGCUUCAUUCUCAUUAAGAAUCUGGUGUCUGAAGAGGACAUAGACAAGUUCAGGAACGAGUUUGAACAGAUCUGUCGACAGGAAGUGAAGGUUCCCGGUCUGGUGGUGAUGAGGGACCUGGCGAUCCUUAAGUCGGAGUUCGUUCCGGAUCAAAAAGCGGUCUCCAAACUGCAGGACUUCCAGGAAGAUCCUGAGCUGUUCCGGUACUGCGCCUUACCACAGAUUCUGAACUAUGUGGAGUGUUUCACUGGACCCAACAUCAUGGCCAUGCACACAAUGCUGAUCAACAAACCUCCUGAUGCAGGUAAGAAGACGUCUCGUCACCCGAUGCAUCAGGAUCUGCAUUACUUCCCGUUCCGCCCCGCAGACAAGAUCGUCUGUGCUUGGACGGCAAUGGAGAAGGUGAACAGGCAGAACGGAUGCCUGGUCGUCCUGCCGGGAACACACACCGGCACCCUGCAGGAGCACGACUACCCUGAGUGGGAGGGUGGUGUGAACAAGAUGUACCACGGAGUGCGUGACUAUGACCCGCAGCACCCCAGGGUGCACUUGGAGAUGGAGAAGGGUGACACCGUCUUUUUCCAUCCACUUCUGAUCCACGGCUCCGGCAUGAACCAGACGCAGGGCUUCCGCAAGGCCAUCUCCUGCCACUACGCCGGUGCUGACUGCUAUUACAUCGACGUGAAGGGAACCACACAGGAGAACAUAGAGAAGGAGGUGCAGGAGAUCGCAGCCAGGAAGUACGCUCUGGCCAACGAAAUCACCUUCAAGGACACCUGGGCUUUCCGAGGCCGCCUGGUGCAAGGAGAGAGGAUUUCCCUAUAGAGACACUACAGGCCUGCGAUGGAGGAAAUCACCACAGCUGGUGCUGGUUGACGACUGAGCUCAGAGUAGAGACGAUUGCCACAGUGACUGGAUAGGAAGUAACAGGGCAUGUUCACACUGACACAGAAAGUGUUUUAUUUAGUGAAAUUAUUGUUUUUUUUAAUCAUAUUAUCAAAUUUUAAUGACAGAAUGACAUUUUUAGGUUACUCAAUUCUGACUUUUUAAAACUUGAUAUUUUAAAGUUUGUGCUGAUUGAGAAAUGUUGAAAUGUUCUCAAGAGCACGUUGUUCUAACCAAAAACAUAAAAACAUGAAGUACUAUGUUAAAUAGUUCAAAUAACUUAUGAGCAAGUCACUACACAGUAUGAGAAUAAAGCAGCUGACAGUCUCUACACCUGCUACUUGCUUUAUAACAUUUUACACCACAAAUACAGUUAAAAUGGCACUUAAAUGCAGUGGACACAGUCUCAAAUGUCUUCUGUCUUCAAAUGUUUCUUAAUAAUUUGACAAAUAAAGGGACGUUAGUUUCACAAGUUUGAAAAAGACUAGUUCCCGUGUUGAUUAAGAAAGUGAGGAUCAUAACGUGUGAGAGAGAGGUGGAGCGAGGUGAAGCCGUGUAAGUGAUUGAAAGCUCUUUUUCAAGCAAAAAACGUGUGAAUGAUCAGUGUUGAUUGCAGCUCUUAACGCUUAACAGAGGCCUUUACCUUAUACUGCCUUAUAGAUGUAACACUGUGUGUUAAUGUUCUUGUGUCCGUUGAUGUGAUCUCAUUUGAUGAUGAGUGAAUGUACAUUUGUUCUCUAGAAUCAUGCUGUGAUAGCUGAAAUCUUUUGUUAACAAUGAUAAUAAAUCACUGCAACAAC
Acanthopagrus latus (yellowfin seabream) is the source of this 1961-nucleotide messenger RNA. It is a transcript of the gene phyh, whose product is annotated as phytanoyl-CoA 2-hydroxylase. Gene Ontology annotation, biological process: fatty acid alpha-oxidation. The transcript is spliced from 9 exons. NCBI's taxonomy places the organism in Eukaryota, Metazoa, Chordata, Actinopteri, Spariformes, Sparidae. The record is from RefSeq and is a predicted model, not a curated record. Gene Ontology annotation, molecular function: phytanoyl-CoA dioxygenase activity. The coding region runs from base 91 to 1101 and encodes 336 amino acids.